This is a messenger RNA of Fusarium poae, 1698 nucleotides long. RefSeq lists its product as uncharacterized. The coding region runs from base 1 to 1698 and encodes 565 amino acids. The record is from RefSeq and is a predicted model, not a curated record. The transcript has a single exon. Lineage: Eukaryota; Fungi; Ascomycota; Sordariomycetes; Hypocreales; Nectriaceae.
AUGGCAGAUCAUGAUAAAGACUAUUCACUUGUCCAAUUCAAACUUCAUCCUCAUCCGGGAUUACGGACAAGACAAAAGGAUGAGUUGCGAAAUCAAGUCUCUGGCCAGGCGUCACUUCAAUCCUCCAACUCGCCCCGCAAAUCACCCAUUCACCGCUGCUCAUCUGUUGAACAAGAUCAAGGCCCAAGCCAAACUCAACAACAAGACCAAGACCAUGACCAUGACGACUCUUGUACAAUCAACCUAUGCUGUCACAAUACAUUCUGGUCCGAUCCACUUCCAAAUUUGACACUGCACCUGCACUCGUCAAAAGAAAUACUCUACGAGACUGACCUCCUCAUCUCUGAUCUUCCACCUCCCUCGCCGCCGAAUUAUGUCAUCGCAAGCAAUAACAUACAACUCUGGCCAUCAGACGAUGAUGACGAACAACAAGAAUCACAGCAAGAAGAACUAGAGUUCCAUCUUCCGCUUAGUUUUCCUGCGCGACAAGCUUCCCUUAGUCAUUGGUGCUUCCUCGCCGUUGUUGUCUGCCUUGCCGGUAUAGUAGUGCUUUUCACCCGUUGGAGCUGUUUAGCCAGGGUAGAAACAGUCUACAUUCAACCACCAUUCUCAACAGAAGUCCUCCCAAUUCUGGACGAAUAUAGUCAUAUUAUAUUCGAAUAUUUCGACCUUGUACAAGCUUACAUGCCUUACGACGACUUCAUUACGAAGCACCCCUCGGCCGCAUGCAACGCAAUCCUAAUGAUGGGUCAAUUCUACCAUAAUGUCAGCGGUAGAUUCUACCCAGGGGGCAGAAUCUUUACUACUUUCUACGAAGACGGCGACAACCACGAAUAUCUCCCAAACCGCGAAAGACUUGGGAUCCCUCCCGACGCAACAGACAACUUUCGUUUUUGUGUUGACCUAUUGAGAAAGUUGAGGUCUAUGAUCGAUCAGUGGCACAGUUCGGUUGUCCCCAUUGCGAACCUCCCCAUGGAACCCAUACUCUCAUACGCGUUCAUACUUAUCAAUUUGGAGGUGAUGUUUCCUAACGGGAAUGAGUCGAGUGCAUACGAUUCGCUAAGUGUUGACUGGCUUGAGAUUUUUGCGGAUGCGAUGAGCGACUUCAGCCUAGAGUAUGUUACUGACCUAGUGAUAAGGGAUAUGGAGGCUCUAGAUGACAGCAUUGAUGAUGUGAUGCGAGAUCUCGAUCUUUUAAACCACAUUGCUUUGCAGGUCAACCUUUCAUCACACACCUGGUAUAAAUCAACAAGCAUGGAGAAAAUCUUGAACUCAAUCGUCCAUCUUCAACACAAUCUCACCUCGCUCAGCAAACACGUAAACGAUUUCAUCGACGGUCGAAACCUCAUCGUUGAUCAAGAAAAACUCAUCCUCGAAUGGCUUGACUCCCUAACAAACUGGAGAUGCACUCAUCCAAGCCCCUACAAUCUUGCAAGCGACGGCGUUCACUCUAACCCCUGGGCAGUCUGGCGCCCGCGCUCCGAGAACGGCAGUUUCUGCCUCGUACCACGGUGUCCUGUUCCGAGGGAUGAUAUCGAUAAUAUUCUUGUCAAAUUGACUCUUCCGAGUGCUAUUCAGGCCUAUCACCAUAUGGCUGAUGUUAUGCAGUAUGGUGUUGCGAUUGUCAAGGAAGCAGAAUUCAAGUUCCAUUACUGGCUGUUUAAUAAGAUGACGGAGAGGUACUUCUGGGCAUGGUAA